CAUGCUCUGCAAUAUUAGAUAUCAUAGAUCAGCAUUGCCUUGAUUCAUUCCCAGUUGCUCUUGCUCUUUGCAUACACAUUACGGAAUACGCCGAACAUUAAACCCUACCUAGACAGUCACAUGUACACCAUGUCCAAGAACACACAAUCCAAGAUCAUCUCGAGAGGCCCGCUGGACCCCUCCGAAGCCAAAUGGGCCCGACUUGUCAAAACCACCUACGCCGAUCCCAACGGCGUCGAACGGACCUGGGAGUCUUCCGAACGGACGACUCGCCCGGCAACCUGUGAGAUCGAUGGCGUCGGGAUUGUGACCAUCCUGAACAAGGAGACCGGUCCAGAGCUGCUCCUGCAGAAGCAGUACCGGCCCCCGAUUGACAAGGUCGUCAUCGAGGUGCCUGCCGGCUUGAUUGAUGCGGGUGAGACGGUGGAGGAGUGUGCGGUGCGCGAGCUUAAGGAGGAGACGGGGUAUGUGGGUGUGGCGGAGCAGACGAGUAGUGUCAUGUUCAAUGAUCCUGGGUUCUGCAACACUAAUCUGAACAUGGUCCAUGUGCGGGUGGAUAUGUCCUUGCCUGAGAAUCAGUACCCGAAGCCGGAGCUUGAGGAUAACGAAUUCAUCGAGUGCUUUACAGUGCCCCUGUCGACGCUCUUUGACGAAUUGAAGAGGCUCGAGCGCGAAGGUUAUGCUAUUGAUGCCCGGGUGGGUACGAUAGCGGAAGGCAUUGAACUUGCAAAGAGGUUUAAGCUUUGAGGUAGCUGUAAAAGGCUUCGGAUUACGGAUGGUCUACGUCCAGCUCUACGGAACUUCGAAGGUGUGAGGGCUUGACAACUCUCGUGCGCGGAGAGACAUCUGCUCUGGCUCUAGAGUUUGCCCUCCUCUUUGAGCCCCUUGUAAAUCGCCCACGCGGCAAGGGUCUUCCCAUCUCGCAAACCCUCCUUCCAUAGAUCCUUCAAUGGCACCACCUUCAGCGUGAUCUUUUCCCCGUGCUGCCGUAGCCCAGUCAGCCUACCCUGCAGAUCAUCAAUCUCUUUGCGCGCCAUUCGCUUCUGGCACAGAAAUAAAGGUAUGAACUCGUCACUGCCGCCCGCCGAGGGGUACAUGGCCCUCUGCAACGACUCCUCGUCAUCUGCGACGACGCUCGACUCCAGCGCCAAGGCAGUCAAAUCGAUCAAUUCCUCUUGGGGUAUUGUCAGACCGGUUUCCUCCUGAAUCUCUUUCGCUGCACCUCCCGC
Messenger RNA from Aspergillus saccharolyticus JOP 1030-1, 1229 nucleotides. Its product is annotated as MutT/nudix family protein. The coding region runs from base 121 to 747 and encodes 208 amino acids. The transcript is spliced from 4 exons. NCBI's taxonomy places the organism in Eukaryota, Fungi, Ascomycota, Eurotiomycetes, Eurotiales, Aspergillaceae. Gene Ontology annotation, molecular function: ADP-ribose diphosphatase activity. Gene Ontology annotation, biological process: ribose phosphate metabolic process; nucleoside phosphate metabolic process. The record is from RefSeq and is a predicted model, not a curated record. Gene Ontology annotation, cellular component: cytosol; nucleus.